AUGGGGCUGGUAUCUGUCAUAAAGGCCAUCCUGGCCCGUUCUCUCUUUGCAAUCCACGGCAUCCUCACCGUGUGGCGAGUUACAGACGUCAACUCGAACCCCUUGUUCUAUUUGCUGAUCAUUCCGGUUUGUCUUCUACCAUUUGAGAUGAUGCUUACGCUGAAAGUGACGAAAAACGGAGAGUGGAAAUGGUUUUGCCCAAGUGUGUUCCUGUACCUCGCCAGUGUUGUGCCCGGGCUGUGGCUUCUCAACUUUGACCUUUAUGGAAAACGGAUCGACUACCGAGAUAACAUGAACCUAGAAGAUUGUUCAUCUGAAACAGUGUACAAUUCAUCUUCACUGAGUUUCCACGAUGUAUCAGGGAUGCAGAUUAACAUACCAGUUACUCUAACAGACGACUCUUGGAGCUUGGCCUUGGAGCAAUUCCUUCUUGCUGUUCUUCUCCUGGGAAGAUGGCUCCUCCCCAAGGGCGCCCUCACACGUGACCAGCUCUCACAACUCCUCCUGGUGUACAUCGGUAUGGCGGCUGACAUCUUGGAGUUCUCCUUUGAGACAUUGCUGGAGCAAGCGGUUACCUGUAACCUUUUCUUGAUUAUUUUGAUGCUGGGCAUAUGGAGCUGGAGCUUGCUUCAGUUCACCCUGGUCCUCACCAUGGUGUCUGCCCCGAGAGCCAUGCCAGCUAAGAUCUCUGGGGGCAAAUCUUGCACGGGAUGCUUAGGAUGUUGCGAGAAUGAAAUCUGGGCUCUCUGGAUCACUAUCUUAAUGCAAGACGGGCCAUUCUUGGCUAUGAGACUUUACCUUUUGAUUGAGUUCAAUAUAAGAAACCAGAUGAUGUUGUUCUUUCUUUUCAAGAACUUCCUGGUCAUCAUGCUGCAGUUGUACCGCAUGGCUAUUGUUUGCUGUGCCGAUGAUAACAAAGUCGGCACGGAAGCUGAAGAAAUUUUGGGAAAAGACCAUUACGAAGAAGAUUUAGGCCAACCAUAAAAUGCAUUUCCAUACUGUCAAUUUGUACAAUAAGAGCCAGUUAAGAACUGGCAAUAUUCAUGUUACAAUUAAAAGGAUGACAUUUUGAGUAUAAAAUAAGAUAUUUAACAUUGGUUGUUAAUAGUUGUGAAAGUGAGAUGCUGUCGUUUAUGAUGUGUAAGGAUUACAUGCAUGCACCGACUAGGGCACCAUCUAUAUAUAGCUCUGGUGACAAGAUCAACCUCCGUUUCGAUUUGAUUUUUUGAAGUAAAAGACUUUGUCUUUUUUACAAUACCUAUACGGCCAAAUCAUACUCCUCAUCUUUAAUGAUUGGUAUGUAAUGAAGUUCAAUUCCGACCGAUGUUUAACGAGUGUGCAAUAACAUUAGGUAAGAGUAAACAAGUGUUAAUGUUCACUGAUUUAGGCCUACACAAAACGUAUUUAUAGGCCCUACAUGAUAUACAGAUGGUUAUGGUGGCAAACUCCC
This is a messenger RNA of Asterias rubens (European starfish), 1450 nucleotides long. RefSeq names its product transmembrane protein 26-like. The transcript has 3 exons. The record is from RefSeq and is a predicted model, not a curated record. The coding region runs from base 1 to 984 and encodes 327 amino acids. NCBI's taxonomy places the organism in Eukaryota, Metazoa, Echinodermata, Asteroidea, Forcipulatida, Asteriidae.